CCAAAGAGGAAAGAACUUUUAGAAAUGAAAAGAAAAGAAAGAAUUGCCAGGCGCCUGGAAGGAAUUGAAACGGACACCCAGCCCAUCGUCUUUCAGAGCUGCACAGGGUUAGUGACCCACCGGCUGCUGGAGGAAGACACUCCCAGAUACAUGCGAGCCACAGACCCGGCCAGCCCACACACCGGCCGGUCAAAUGAAGAAGAAGACACUUCGGACUCCUCGGUGGAAAGGCAGACCCGCUCCAAACUCUGCACAGAGACGUCAGGCGUCCAUGCUGACUCAUCCUGUGGCUCCGCUCUCAUGGACACCCAGGCUCUUGAGUCCAAAGCGGAGAGAAUUGCGCGGUACAAGGCAGAGAGGAGACGGCAGCUGGCGGAGAAGUACGGGCUAGCACUGGAUUCCGAGGCCGACUCGGAAUCGCCGUCUCGGUACACCAAGUCCAGAAAGGACGCUGAUGCUGCCAACAGAAGGGGAGGGAAAGGUGACAGGCAGGCCGAGCCGGGCAGAGAUGCGAGCUCGCUGUACCCCAGGCCCUGCGUGGCCGAGUCCAAGGACUACGCCCUCCACGGGAGUGAUGGUCUUUCUGACGCCGAGGUGCUGCUCAACGUGGAAAACCAAAGACGGGGGCAGGAGCCCAGCGCCCCCGUGCAGGCCCGCGACCUGCCUCCCACGGCCGACGGGUCCUCAUCGUUCGCAUUGUCUGGGAGAGACUGCACCGCCUUCAGCGAAGUGCCAAGGUCCCCAAAGCAAAUACACGGCGUGCCACCCUCCUCCCCUAGCCACUCUGCUGGUGACCCUCCGCUCCCCGCUGAAGGGCGAACCAGUACCGGGAAACCCAAAUAUGAGUGGUUUCUCCAGAAAGAUUCCGAAGGGGACACACCUUCUCUUAUCAACUGGCCUUCCAGAGUUAAGGUUAGAGAAAAAUUGGUGAAAGAGGAGAGUGCUCGCAACAGCCCUGAACUUGCCUCAGAGCCCUUGACUCAGAGGAGACAUCAGCCAGUGCCUGUCCAGUGCUGGUCUUUUCAGUCUGAAAAUUCGGCCUUUGAUAGGGUCUCGAGCAAGGCAGCCUGCUCCGCACGACAGCCGAUCCGUGGUUACGUCCAACAGGUGGACCCCAUUCACACGACCAAGCUGGUGACCUCAGAGAUCCCAGAAAAUGUAUCUGAAUGCAGCUGGGGAGGGGCAGCCACCCAGAGUGUCAGAAAGCCUCCCAGCUUGAAGGUUCUAGAAAGUGAGAGAAGAGAUACUCCGGUUCUUCAUAUUUGUGAAUCAAAAGCAGAGGAAGAUGAUCUCUUUUCCGAAGCUCUCGAGACAAGCAGGAACACACUUUUGGCUUUGGAGGAUCACGGGCUUGCAAGAGGCCAUGAAGACCCCUCUGGAAAUGGAGACGUUGGCAAGCCCGUGGUUAGCACAGCCAACUUAGAGCGUCAGAUGGAACCAGAAAGCCUGUCACCCCCACCUCACAUUCAGCAACAACCCACUGAGAGAAUGGGCAGACAAGAAGUGGAUUUAUAUGUUCAGAGCGAGCCUGUGUCCCAAAAUGCCGGGGUGACGGGCCAUAAAAAGGAAAUGCUUACGAAGAAGCGCAAGGUCCUCACCCGCUCCCUGUCUGACUACACGGGCCCCCCUCAGCUGCAGGCCCUGAAAUGUAAGGACCCCGCUUCAGCGCCAGAGCAGGGGCCACAGAGUUCCAAAGCCGAAGGGCCCUCCACUGAAGUUGGCAUGCUGGACACAAAGGUCUCUGUCGCCCAGCUCCGAAAUGCGUUUCUGGAGUCUGUCAAUGCCAGCAAGAAACGCGAACUCCAACCCCGGGCUGAGAGGUCAGCUGAAGGAGCUGGCUUGCCUACCGGUGUGGAAUGGGAGAGAGGGUCCCGGAAACCAAGACGCUAUUUUUCUCCUGGUGAAAGUAGAAAAACUUCCGAGAGAUUUAGAACUCAACCUAUAACCUCAGCAGAACGAAAGGAAUCAGAUAGGUCCGCUUCGCAUUCAGAAUUGCCAACUGCUGAGGAUGAAGAAAAGGUAGAUGAACGAGCCAAGCUGAGUGUUGCUGCCAAGAGGCUGCUUUUCAGGGAAAUGGAAAAAUCAUUUGAUGAGAAAAAUGUUCCAAAGAGACGCUCAAGAAACCCGGCCGUGGAGCAAAGGCUGCGGCGGCUGCAGGACAGAUCCCACACCCAGCCUGUCACCACUGAGGAAGUGGCCAUCGCAGCCACAUUACAGGCAUCUGCUCACCACAAGGUGUUAGCCAGAGACCAGGCAAAUGAGGCCAAAGAGUCUACCGAACAAGGUGAACCUGAUUCCUCCACUCUAAGCUUAGCAGAGAAGUUGGCCUUGUUUAACAAAUUGUCCCAGCCAGUCUCAAAAGCUAUUUCUACCCGAAACAGAAUAGACAUGAGACAGAGGAGAAUGAAUGCACGCUAUCAAACGCAGCCGGUCACGCUCGGAGAGGUGGAACAGGUGCAAAGUGGAAAGCUCAUUCCUUUCUCACCUACUGUUAACACAUGUGUGUCCACCAUGGCAUCUACAGUCACUCCGAUGUACGCGGGGGAUCUUCGGACAAAGCCAUCUGGGGACGACAUCCCAAGUGCCACUGACUAUAAACUUCCAUCCUCAAUAGAAAACUCAGAAUCUCCGGUCAGAAGCAUUCUGAAGUCCCAAGCCUGGCAGCCUUCAGCAGAUGGUAGUGGGAGCAGAGGAAUGUUGAGAGAGUUUGGAGAGACAGAAAGCAAGAGAGUCCUGACAAGUGGUGAUGGUGGUAAAGUGUACGGGUCCUAUGAGGAAGCAGAGCCAUCGUGCUCUGCCGUUAACAGAGUCUGGGAAGGAGACAGCCAUAAGGAACCCAAGUAUGCUGUUCCGAGAAAGGGAAGCCUGGAAUUAGUUCAUCCCCCCAUGGCUCACCUUGGUGAUGAACUGAAGGAAUUUUCCAUGGCUAAAAGCAUCGCACAGGGGAGCCCAGACUUGAGGGACAGGCAGCCCUUUGAAGAGAAGGUGGAUGUGGAGAAUGUCACAAGAAGGAAGUUUUCACUAAGAGCAGCAGAGUUUGGAGAGCCCACUUCUGAGCAGCCGGGUACAGCUGCAGGGAAGACUGUUGCUCAGGCUACAACCCCUAUGUCCCGGAAGCAGCAAGAGCCUUCCGAGCAAGCACAGGAGAGGUACUCCAGGAGUCCGGGUGCAAUGUUUGCUGCCGGAGAGAUCAAAGCGCCAGCCGUGGAGGGCAUCCUCGAUUCAGCCAGCAAAACCAUGUCGAUUAAAGAAAGAUUAGCACUGUUGAGGAAAAGUGGUGAAGAAGAUUGGAAAAACAGACUUAGCAGAAAGCAGGAGUACGGCAAAGCAUCUAUCACCGGUGGCCUGCACGUACAAGAAACAGAACAGUCCCUCAAGAAGAAGCGGGUCACAGAAAGUCGAGAGAGCCAGAUGACUAUCGAAGAGAGGAAGCACCUCAUCACUGUGAGAGAAGAAGCCUGGAAGACCAAAGGCAAAGGAGCAGCCAAUGACUCCACCCAGUUCACUGUGGCUGGCAGGAUGGUGAAGAAAGGCUUGGCAUCCCCCGCCGCCAUAACUCCAGUGGCGUCUCCUAUCUGCAGUAAAACGAGGGGGACCACGCCAGUUUCUAAGCCCUUGGAAGAUAUCGAAGCCAGACCAGACAUGCAGUUGGAAUCGGACCUGAAGUUGGACAGGCUGGAAACCUUUCUAAGAAGGCUGAAUAACAAAGUUGGUGGGAUGCAGGAAACCAUACUCACGGUCACCGGUAAAUCUGUUAAAGAGGUGAUGAAGUUGGACGAUGACGAAACCUUUGCCAGAUUUUACCGCAGCAUGGACUACACCGUACCGAGGAGCCCUGUGGAGCUGGACGACGACUUCGAUGUCAUUUUCGACCCUUAUGCCCCUAAGUUGACCUCCUCUGUGGCAGAGCACAAGCGCGCGGUAAGGCCCAAGCGCCGGGUUCAGGCUUCCAAAAAUCCCUUGAAAAUGCUGGCAGCCAGGGAAGAUCUCCUCCAGGAGUACACGGAGCAGAGACUAAACGUUGCCUUCAUGGAGUCGAAGCGGAUGAAAGUAGAAAAGAUGUCCUCCAACUCCAACUUCUCAGAAGUCACCCUGGCAGGGUUAGCCAGUAAAGAAAACUUCAGCAACGUCAGCCUGCGGAGCGUCAACCUGACCGAACAGAAUUCUAACAACAGUGCAGUGCCCUACAAGAAGCUGAUGCUGUUGCAGAUUAAAGGAAGGAGACAUGUGCAGACACGACUGGUUGAACCGCGGGCUUCGUCACUCAACAGCGGGGACUGCUUCCUCCUGCUCUCUCCCCAUCACUGCUUCCUGUGGGUAGGAGAGUUUGCAAAUGUCAUAGAGAAGGCAAAGGCCUCAGAACUGGCGAGUUUAAUUCAGACAAAGAGGGAACUUGGCUGUAGAGCUACUUAUAUCCAAACUAUCGAAGAAGGAAUUAAUACACACACCCACGCAGCCAAAGACUUCUGGAAGCUUCUGGGUGGCCAAACCAGUUACCAGUCCGCCGGAGACCCAAAAGAAGAUGAACUUUAUGAGACAGCCAUAAUUGAAACAAACUGCAUUUACCGUCUGAUGGAUGACAAACUUGUUCCCGAUGAUGACUACUGGGGGAAAAUUCCAAAGUGCUCCCUUCUGCAGUCAAAAGAGGUACUGGUGUUUGAUUUCGGCAGUGAGGUGUAUGUGUGGCAUGGAAAAGAAGUCACGUUAGCACAAAGGAAAAUAGCUUUCCAGCUGGCAAAGCACUUAUGGAAUGGCACCUUUGAUUACGAGAACUGUGACAUCAACCCACUGGACCCUGGAGAGUGCAAUCCACUUAUUCCCAGAAAAGGACAGGGGCGGCCUGACUGGGCAAUAUUCGGGAGACUUACAGAACACAAUGAGACGAUUUUGUUCAAAGAGAAGUUUCUUGACUGGACCGAACUGAAGAGACCUAAUGAAAAGAACACCAGCGAACUUGCCCAGCAAAAGGAAGACCCUCGGGCAGAAGCCAAGCCGUACGAUGUGGCGCGGAUGGUGCCGGUGCCCCAGACUACAACCAGCACAGUGCUGGACGGGGUGAACAUUGGCCGUGGCUAUGGCCUGGUGGAAGGGGACGACAGGAGGCAGUUUGAGAUCGCCAGCGUCUCUGUGGACGUCUGGCACAUCCUAGAGUUUGACUACAGCAGGCUCCCGAAACAGAGCAUCGGGCAGUUCCACGAGGGAGAUGCCUAUGUGGUCAAGUGGAAGUACAUGGUGAGCACCGCAGUGGGAAGUCGACAAAAGGGAGAGCAUUCAGUAAGGGUGGCUGGCAAAGAGAAGUGUGUCUACUUCUUCUGGCAAGGUCGGCAGUCGACCGUGAGCGAGAAGGGCACGUCGGCUCUGAUGACGGUGGAGCUGGACGAAGAGAGGGGUGCCCAGGUCCAGGUUCUGCAGGGAAAGGAGCCCCCCUGCUUUCUGCAGUGUUUCCAGGGGGGAAUGGUGGUGCACUCGGGGAGGCGGGAAGAAGAGGAAGAGAAUGCACAGAGUGAGUGGAGGCUGUACUGUGUGCGCGGAGAAGUGCCAGUGGAAGGGAAUUUGCUGGAAGUGGCCUGUCACUGUAGUAGCCUGAGGUCCAGGACUUCCAUGGUGGUUCUCAACGUAAACAAAGCCCUCAUUUACUUGUGGCACGGAUGCAAAGCCCAAGCCCACACGAAGGAGGUCGGAAGGACCGCAGCAAAUAAAAUCAAAGAACAAUGUCCCCUGGAAGCCGGACUGCAUAGUAGCAGCAAAGUGACAAUCCAUGAGUGUGACGAAGGAUCCGAGCCCCUGGGAUUCUGGGACGCUUUAGGAAGGAGAGACCGGAAAGCCUACGACUGCAUGCUUCAAGAUCCUGGAAAUUUUAACUUCACACCCCGCCUGUUCAUCCUCAGCAGUUCCUCUGGUGAUUUCUCAGCCACAGAAUUCAUGUAUCCCGCCCGAGACCCCUCUGUGGUCAAUUCUAUGCCCUUCCUGCAGGAAGAUCUGUACAGUGCACCGCAGCCAGCACUAUUCCUUGUUGACAAUCACCAUGAGGUGUACCUCUGGCAGGGCUGGUGGCCCAUCGAGAACAAGAUCACGGGCUCUGCCCGCAUUCGCUGGGCCUCCGACCGGAAGAGCGCCAUGGAGACCGUGCUCCAUUACUGCAGAGGAAAAAAUAUCAAGAGGCCGCCCCCCAAGUCUUACCUUAUCCACGCUGGUCUGGAGCCCUUGACCUUCACCAAUAUGUUCCCCAGCUGGGAGCACAGAGAGGACAUCGCUGAAAUCACGGAAAUGGAUACAGAAGUUUCGAACCAGAUCACCCUCGUGGAAGAUGUCUUAGCCAAGCUCUGCAAAACCAUUUAUCCACUGGCCGAUCUGCUAGCCAGGCCACUGCCCGAGGGGGUUGAUCCCCUGAAGCUGGAGAUUUAUCUCACUGACGAAGACUUUGAGUUUGCACUAGACAUGACCAGAGACGAAUACAACGCACUGCCCGCCUGGAAGCAGGUGAACCUGAAGAAAGCAAAAGGUCUGUUCUGAGCAGGAGAGAUGCUAGAAGAAUCUGUCAUCACUUUCAGUUGGACCAGAAACAUGGCUAUUUUCUGGGGGGACUGGUAUUUAAAAAAAAAAAAAAAGAUUUUUUCAUUAGAGUUUUUAAAACCUGAAGUUACUAGCUCUACAGCGUGUCCUGGAUUUGUGUAUUUUGUAAAUGUUUCAGCGAACCCUUUGGAAACUCUUUCCAUGAUCCAGCAGGUCAUGAUAAUAAAGGUGUCCCUGUGUGCACUUACGUAGCUGUUUCCCAGCAGCUGCUGUUGCACUGCCUUCCCGUUCUAGCUGAGCAUUGCCUAUUUUUUUUUUU
This is a messenger RNA of Hyaena hyaena (striped hyena), 6832 nucleotides long. RefSeq names its product supervillin (gene SVIL). The record is from RefSeq and is a predicted model, not a curated record. The transcript is spliced from 34 exons. Gene Ontology annotation, biological process: actin polymerization or depolymerization; actin filament severing; cytoskeleton organization. Gene Ontology annotation, cellular component: cytoplasm; actin cytoskeleton. The coding region runs from base 25 to 6513 and encodes 2162 amino acids. Gene Ontology annotation, molecular function: phosphatidylinositol-4,5-bisphosphate binding; actin filament binding. NCBI's taxonomy places the organism in Eukaryota, Metazoa, Chordata, Mammalia, Carnivora, Hyaenidae.